Molecule: messenger RNA, 284 nt
Organism: Halteromyces radiatus
Lineage: Eukaryota; Fungi; Mucoromycota; Mucoromycetes; Mucorales; Cunninghamellaceae
Product: ribosomal L29e protein family-domain-containing protein
Exons: 4
Coding region: 47-226 (59 amino acids)
Biological process (GO): cytoplasmic translation
Cellular component (GO): ribosome; cytosolic large ribosomal subunit
Molecular function (GO): structural constituent of ribosome
Source: RefSeq, a predicted model, not a curated record
UUUUUUUUCUUUCUUUUAACUUUUUUGUACAAAUCAGUGAGACGACAUGGCCAAGUCUAAGAACCACACCAACCAUAACCAAAACAAGAAGGCUCACCGCAAUGGUAUUAAGAAGCCCGCUCAACACAAGUACCCCUCUCUCAAGGGUGUGGAUGCCAAGUUCCUCCGUAACCAACGUUUCGCAAAGAAGGGUACCCAAAAGGCUCUCCUCGCUGCCAAGAACUAAAUAAAGAUAUACUCCAAAAAAGAUCCAUAUUGGUUUUUUUUUUAUCUCUUUACUAUCA